GUGUUUUCAUUUGAUAAGCUUUCUCGGGUUCUCUGCAUCAGCUCGGCAGCUGGGUGUGCCUCCCCGAGAAGCAGCUAAACUCGGGGAGGGACGUGUUGCAAAACCUUGCUCAGGAUUUUUUGCCCCUCCAGUCUUGUUGACAAGCCGCGUCGGGCAAGGGCAGAGUCGUGAUGUAUUGAGCGCAAGCACAGAUGGAAGGCAUUUUGCGCAGACAAUGCCCUUCACUUCACAGGACCGAGCUGGAAUUCCUGAGCAGAAAUGUUCCCCCAAAACCAACGUCUAGGUGUCAAGGCUCAGGAGCGAAGCAUUUCCUAAUGAGCUCUGAAAUGCUUAAACUCUGGACAGAAAUACAGACUUGUACUCGGGAGCCCUCUUCAUUCAGGUCUGCCUUGGCUGGAAUCUCUACCUUUCCACCGUCUUGAUGCUGGUCAUAACUGCUGUCUAUACCAUUGCAGGUGGGCUGAUGGCAGUCAUCUACACCGAUGCUCUGCAAACCCUGAUCAUGGUGGUUGGCGCAAUCAUCUUGACAGUAAUUGCCUUCCGCCGGAUUGGGGGCUACCACAACCUGGAGGAGGCCUACUUAGCUGCCACCCCGUCGAAGAUUGUCCCCAACACGACUUGCCACCUGCCCAGGCGGGACGCAAUGCAUCUCUUCCGGGACCCCGUCACCGGAGACCUGCCCUGGACGGGCAUGACUCUGGGCCUCUCCGUCUUGGCCACCUGGUACUGGUGUACCGACCAGGUCAUUGUCCAAAGGUCCCUCUCGGCCAGGAACCUCAACCACGCCAAGGCCGGCUCCAUCCUCGCCAGCUAUUUGAAAAUGCUGCCAAUGGUUGUCAUCGUUAUGCCAGGCAUGAUUAGCCGAAUUCUGUACCCAGAUGCUGUUGGGUGUGUUGAUCCAGAAGAAUGCACUCAAGUCUGUGGAGCAGAAGUUGGAUGCGCCAACAUCGCCUAUCCCAAACUGGUGAUGGAACUCAUGCCCAGCGGUCUGCGGGGGUUAAUGGUGGCUGUUAUGAUGGCUGCCCUCAUGUCCUCCCUGACGUCCAUCUUCAAUAGCAGCAGUGCCCUCUUCACCAUGGACAUCUGGAGGAAGGUCCGGCAGGAGGCCAGUGAAAAGGAGCUGCUGCUGGUUGGAAGGGUGGUCACCAUUGUCCUGGUGGCAGUGAGUGUGGUUUGGAUCCCCAUCCUGCAGAGCUCCAACAGCGGGCAACUCUUCGUCUACAUUCAGUCGGUCACCAGCUACCUUGCCCCCCCGGUCACUGCUGUCUUUCUUCUGGCUGUGUUUUGGAAGCGAGCCAACGAGCAGGGGGCCUUUUGGGGCCUGAUGGUGGGCCUGGCAGCGGGGCUGAGCCGGAUGGUCUUGGAGCUUGCAUACCCCGUCCCCCGCUGCGGCGCCCUGGACCAACGCCCUUCCUUUGUGAGGGACCUCCAUUACCUGCACUUUGCUCUGCUCCUGUGCCUCCUGACUGCUGCGGCGGUGGUGGGCAUCAGCUGGCUAACGCUGCCUCCAUCGGAGGCCCAGAUAAAGGAUGUGACUUGGUGGACUUGUCGGUCCCCGGAGGAGCCUUCAUCCCUCCAUCUGUCUGUGCCCCAAUCAGUGCCUGGAACAGAGAAAGACGCUCCCCUGGGGAUCCUCCAGCAGCGGUCCUUCUGCAGCGAGAGGGAAGCCGAAGGCAGGAGCACCAACCGGGCAGCGUCUGGCUUCUGGUCCCAGGUCUGCUCUGCCAACGCUGUGAUCCUCAUCUGUGUCAACCUCUUUUUCUACGCUUACUUUGCUUAAAAGAGCUUCUUU
Python bivittatus (Burmese python) is the source of this 1792-nucleotide messenger RNA. It is a transcript of the gene SLC5A10, whose product is annotated as solute carrier family 5 member 10. The record is from RefSeq and is a predicted model, not a curated record. Gene Ontology annotation, cellular component: plasma membrane. Lineage: Eukaryota; Metazoa; Chordata; Lepidosauria; Squamata; Pythonidae. Gene Ontology annotation, molecular function: D-glucose:sodium symporter activity. Gene Ontology annotation, biological process: transmembrane transport.